Molecule: messenger RNA, 1272 nt
Organism: Raphanus sativus (radish)
Lineage: Eukaryota; Viridiplantae; Streptophyta; Magnoliopsida; Brassicales; Brassicaceae
Product: probable WRKY transcription factor 10
Exons: 5
Coding region: 1-1272 (423 amino acids)
Biological process (GO): regulation of DNA-templated transcription
Molecular function (GO): DNA-binding transcription factor activity; sequence-specific DNA binding
Source: RefSeq, a predicted model, not a curated record
AUGAGUGAUUAUGAUGGAAACUUUAUGGAUGAUCUGUCUCCACUAUCCAGUCCUAACAUAAGAGGGCUAAUAGCAAUGCUGGAUCAAAACAACAAUGAUCGAAAUCCGAUAAGCGAGACCUUUCCUGAAACCAACUUAUCAACUAAUCCUCAGUCUGAGCAAAGAUCUGGUUGUCUCCGCGAGAGUUUGGCUGCAAGACGAGGUUUUGAUAUUCCACCACUCGAGAUAGGGAGCAUCAGUCCAUUUGCUAAUUCUUUCAGGAACCCAAUUCUUGUUCCUUCUCCUAUCCUCGUAAUAUCUCCAGGAUUCCAUAGUCCAUUGUUGCAAUCACCAAAUAUAUUCUCUAACUCUUCUUCACAGAUUAUUCCUCCGUGUCCAAUCCCUAAUGGCGCGCCUCCGGAGAUGGUGCAAAUUUCAAGUGCCGGCGAUCAAACAAUGAUUAUACCCAACAACAAUCAUCCUCAAGGAGGCUCUGAUGAUAUUCCUACGGAAGAGUCUUUUUAUAUCACAUCUCAUGAUUCUAAUGCUUGUCCCAUUGGUGCUCCUUUAAUCCCCUCUUCUUAUUCUGAAGUUGUUGUUGAAACCGAUGUUAUGAACCACAUAUCCCUUGAAAAUGGUGGUGAAGAAGAUGAUAUGGACAGAGAAUAUAACCAUGAGAAAGACAAAGUCGAAGAUCACAACGUUGUUGUUGAACCUUCAUCCCGAAAGAAAAGAAAAAUGGUGGUAUCAAACAUGAUGGGAGUCACAAGACAAAACGGUACCGACAUGGUCAUAAUUCAGGUGGAAAGUGAAGAAGACCAUCCCGACGAUGGUUUUCGCUGGAGAAAAUAUGGUCAAAAAGUUGUCACAGGGAAUGCAAAUCCAAGGAGUUACUACAGAUGCACAUACACUGGGUGUAAGGUGACGAAACAUGUGGAGAGAAGCGCAGCUAGUAUGAUGUUAGUGGUAGCUACAUACGAUGGGAUACAUGAGCACGCUCCACCACCUGAACGCAUAAAAAAAUCUGGAACAAAGAAUCAAUCUGGUUCAUCAAUGUCUCAAGAUCCUAGCAAUCAAACCCUCGGAUUGGGCAGGCCACAUUAUUCCUCUUCGGCCUCUCAGCUUUUCCCUUCUGCCUUGGCCCCACAACUGGAUAUGACACAGUUCCAUUUAUCUGGACUCUCUAAGCUGCCAAGUUUACCAGUUAACAAGAAUCAUGAACGGAAGAUUGGUCAUGUGAUACCCGACGGUACAGAGGUAUUCAAGGUGAUAUGGGAGCAACUAUUUGGUUAG